Trachymyrmex cornetzi is the source of this 1673-nucleotide messenger RNA. RefSeq lists its product as uncharacterized. The annotation marks the transcript as partial. The record is from RefSeq and is a predicted model, not a curated record. The transcript has 3 exons. Lineage: Eukaryota; Metazoa; Arthropoda; Insecta; Hymenoptera; Formicidae.
AAGUAGUUAGGUUGCCUGUCAAAUCCACCACUAAAGCAGGUGUGCAGAACGCGGCCAAGCCGGUGCGCGCUCCCUCUCACCCCCCGCAGAGAACAUCACCGGAGGCGGGGGGUUCACGACCACCAGUGACCAAUAGAAAAAGCGGAGAGGGAGCAAUAAAGAAGUUGCCCGCCAAUAAGGAGCAUCCAAUUUCCACCAGGACCAGGCGGGCAACUAGCGUGCCGGCUGAGAAGUGCGAGGCCACGGCAAGACGGGAGCGCGUCUCCCCACACCCUCCUCGUCAUAUUGAGAACUAUAUCUCAUUAUUAUCAUCGGACGAGGAGGGCACGCAAUUUCAACCCAGCGGAGUGGGGAGACUGACACUUAAGAGGAAAAAGGCGACCGGACCACCCCCCAAGACGACAUCCAAUGAGGGGGUGGUCACGAGAUCGAGACGGUCGACCAGCGCUCCUGUCGAGAAGAGUGCAGUGGACGCACGCCUGCUAGCUCUGGACCGGCCAUCGUCCAGAGCGACAGGCAACCCGACGUCGCCAAUCGCAGGGGGCCCAAUCAACAUCAUGGACCAAUGGAGGACGCCCCCUGCGAUGCUCCCCAGCCUGCCUCCGACCACCAGAGGCAGUCCAGCGGGGAGCCCAGGCGAGAUACUAAUAUCUAUCUCGCCGGCGACGUCGCUACCGACUACACUCACCACGUGCACGGUGACGACGACCACCUGUGGAAGCCCAAUCACAUCCACGGGCUUCACAGAUGGCGUGGGGAGGCAAUUAACACCUCCAGCGUGCCUCCCCCAAAGGAACGUCCUCCCGACCAUCGGGGAGGAAAGAACGUCACCGUGCGUGGCGGUCACAACACCACCAAUGGGCGGCUUCCGCACAUCCCCGCUCAUCCAACCAGGGCCAUCGACACCGGCGCCUGAGCGGGGAUUGGAGGAGCGGCGGCAGGAAGGCGCGGCGUCCAGGACACCCAUCUGGACGGUGAGCGUGGGGAGAAAAGCGAAGAGGAGGCAGCAGCUGCAUGACAGAUCCCCCUCCAAUUCCGAGUCCCCGCCAACCGCUGGACCAUCGUGUUCGCCGCGCAUAGCCCCACUAUGCGCACUGAUAGCAGCGUCGACGAGCAAACAUGACGAAAGCCUGAGCGUCAAUAAAACGCACAAUAAUAUCUGCCAGGACAAGACUCCGCCCCGUAACGUACUGCCAGUAGGGGCGGAGCGACGACGCCGGGAGACAUCGCCGGAGGACCGCGCGGGAGGAGACGUCGGUCAUGGUGCUGGAACAAGGCCUGAGCGGGGAUUGGAGGAGCGGCGGCAGGAAGGCGCGGCGUCAAGGACACCCAUUACUGAGGGGGACAACCAAUGGGGUGGCCAGUGGACGGUGAGCGUGGGGAGAAGAGCGAAGAGGAGGCAGCAAUUGCACGAUAGAUCCCCCUCCAAUUCCGAGUCUCCGCCAACCGCUGGACCAUCGCGUUCGCCGCGCAUAGCCCCACUAUGCGCACUGAUAGCAGCGUCGACGAAUCUGCAUGAGAACAGCCUGAACCUCAGCAGAAUGGACAACAAUAAUUGCCUUGAGAAGACUCCGCCCCGCAACGUAUUGCCAGUAGGGGCGGAGCGACGACGCCGGGAGACAUCGCCGGAGGACCGCGCGGGAGGAGACGUCGGUCAUGGUGCUGGAACAAGG